Messenger RNA from Anguilla anguilla (European eel), 1938 nucleotides. RefSeq names its product transmembrane and immunoglobulin domain containing 1 (gene tmigd1). Gene Ontology annotation, cellular component: cell-cell junction. The transcript is spliced from 6 exons. The coding region runs from base 152 to 895 and encodes 247 amino acids. Lineage: Eukaryota; Metazoa; Chordata; Actinopteri; Anguilliformes; Anguillidae. The record is from RefSeq and is a predicted model, not a curated record. Gene Ontology annotation, molecular function: cell adhesion molecule binding. Gene Ontology annotation, biological process: cell-cell adhesion.
AAAUGCCAUAAAGUCCCAUUCACAACAUAAAAACCCCACAGGAAAAGAGAGUGAGCUCCUUUUGCGCAUAUUGCCCCAACCUUUGGAUUUCAAACAGAGACCCACACAGAGAAUUCAAGAUUUCGGUUUCUGGGGAUUAUUUGUGGUGAAAAUGAGUCCAGCGUUGACAAUUCUUAAACUUUCUCUCCUUCUUUACUGUGUUUCUGAACUUGGAGCCAUCAGGUUGCAGUCGAGCCCACAGGCCAAUGGAGGCUGGAUCACAACAGAGCUGGAGGAGACAGUGUCUCUCACCUGCCUGGUGGAAGCGGGCGAUCCAGAGAAGGAGCUGGAGUGGUUCCGGAAUGGGGCUUUAGUGAAGCUGCAGGAAGGGAACCGACUGGAGCAGAGCAGCCUCUGCAUUAACCCCGUGUUCAAGGAGGACAACAGUGCCAUUUUCACCUGUCAGCUGAGGACGGACGCCAGCUCCAACGCCUCAGUGCAGCUGGACGUGCUAUUCCCCCCAGAGCUCUCCGGCCACGACACCGUGCUGGUGGAGGAGGACAGCGACGCGGUUUUGACCUGCAACAUCCAUGCCAACCCCCAAGUGAACGUAACCUGGCUACGGGACGAAGCAGAGCUGGACAUGGAGAGCGGGGGCUACGUGCUGUCUCAGAGCGCGACGGAGGCUCGGCUCUCCAUUUACAAGAUAAAGCGCAGUCUCCACCAGGGAACAUACAGCUGUGUCACCCUCUCCUCCAAAUACGGGAAAAUAACCAAGUCAUUCCAGCUAACCGUGGAAGAUAAGACCAUGAAGUUCCCCUUGGGCCCCAUCAUCGCUGGGGUAGUGGUAGUAUUCUUCACUGUUGUUCUGGCCUUUAUUUCAAGGUGGAACAGAAUCAAGCAGUGCUGUAAGUAAGAGAGCUUCCCCAAUAAACUGACAAAAAGCCUAUGGAUUUGAGCCAUCGAGCUCUGAGGAGAUGAACCUUUGGAAAUUAUGCUGGAGAAACUACUGAAGAGCUCAAGCAGAUGUGAUGCAAGACACAACAUCCUCUGAGCCUUAGACAUGGAUAUGAGCAGGCCUUUAGUAAGCAAUUAAAGAAGCAAACACUGAAAAAUCCUGUCAGAUCUGUAAUUGCAUUGAUUCGAUUUUAUUUUUUUCUCUAUGAAAUAGCAGGCUUGCAGGAAGCACUGCCAUCUGUGAGAGACACAAGUCCCAGGUGAAAUUUAUGUACUCCUGAUAAACCUUUGUCCUACUACAACAUAACAACUCAACACAUAAAAUUAUUGUGCAAUGGUCCUCGAAUCCCAUUCCACAAAAGUUACACAUUGAUUGUCACUGUGCAUGGGACAGAGGCACACCUGACAGACAUAUUUCAGUGCCAGAGGAAUAAAACCAUUAAAUCUGUUAAAGAUUGAUGCUUUAGAAGGACAUACUCAAGGACUAUGAGACACUCAACACACAUGUCAUUUCUACUGAAUUCCCGCAGCAAGGAAAUCAAUAACCAGAGAGCAAUGAUACACGCACGUCACAGUGCACAGGAUACUGUAGACACGGCGUACAGUACUUUUAUGUGCAAUUCAGGUACAAUUAAUUCCUUUGGCCAAACACAGUGUGUCCCAUCUGGUGUCAUGAUUCAUUUAAUCAGCUUAUUGGAUAAAUCAUAACAUUCCAUCAUGUUCAUAUGCACUGCAGUGUAGUUCCCUUCAUAAAACAAUUCCGCUCAUAUUCCAGCAUCAGUUAAGAGCAGCUGCUUUGCUGAUGCACAGAUGUACAUCUAGAAGGGCUGAUAAAGGAUACUGAUGACUUUGCUGAUAAACUGAAUUUAUAUAAAUUUGGAAUGAUUAGUGGGUCUGUACAGCAAUUCCUUUGGACUGAUAGAUGCAUGUCAUUUUUCUCGUAUGUGCUGUUAAUCCUUCUGUAUGUACACUUUAACAGUUAAAUAUAAUUAUUUAAACAUG